AGAGAGAGAGAGAGAGAGAGAGAAUAAGGUCGCCUUUGGAAUAAGAACGGCGGCCGCUGCUGGAGAUCCGGGUUUAAUCCGGGUACUUUUGGAUUAUAGAGAGGAGAUACCGACCCCCGCGGAUCCGCGAGGUGAAACGGAGCGACCGGCGGUCGGUUAUUACACGCUAAACCCCCCAACCAACCCCCCCGCGCGCCGCGCGCCGCCGCCGCGAGAAACAAUGUAUCUAACCGCGUCCGACUGAAGUUACCGUCGCCGGAGCUCGAGCUCGGGCUGCUGUACACCACUGGUUGCGCGGAGAAGCACCGGGAAACCGGGAGCAGGACGGGGAGCAGGACUGCAGGACGCGCUGUUGUUUGAAAGAGGCAGCAGGACCUGGAUGAUCUGCGGGGCUGUGAGGAGGUCCAACUAGAAGUAGAAGAACGAAAGAAGAAGAAUAAGUAGAAGGAAAGUGGUGUUGUGUGGCGAUGGAACGAUGUAAUGAUAGAGUGAUGCACUGAUGGACUGAUGACUAAUGCGAUUUAUGUGAUGGAAAGUGCUCCCUUCGUAGUUAUACCUCCAUCGCCUUUUCGGCGUCAACCGCUGUGGUAGUUCGUUCCAAUUACCAAAAGCCAUCAAAUCCAUUUUUAUGUGGUUUAUUCCUGUUGAGAAGUGGUCAGAAAUGCUGGACACUAAUGGAAAAGUUGGAAAACGUUCUAGGGCACUUCAACCCUAAUCACUGCACCGACUGCUGUCCUCUUGUGACCUCCUCGUUACAACCCUCGCUCUGAAAGGGAACGCCCAACCAGUCCAGACCUUUGGUGAACGUUGGUGAAGAUUGGUGACUUGAUGACAUAGUAAUUAAUACCUGUGGAAUAAGCCUUGGGAUUGGAUUAUAAACCUGGAGUCUGACUCACUGUGAAGUAAAGUGAAGUCACUAUUGACAUGAUGGAUUGGGGUGUUGAUGGUGAACCUGGUCACUGUUGACCCACCAGGCUUUGGCAACCUGGAAGGCGCCAAAGUCACCCUGCUUUAGUCACUAUGCGUUGAGAUCAUUUUUAAUCUUCAACAAGAGAGUAUUUUCUGUUGUUUAUUGUUAAAGAUAAAAGUACAGAAUGUUUAAUUCAUUCAACUGUUAAUUUGGCGAAUAAUCCUUGCAUAUCUUGACAUCGCAAAGUUUUACAUGUGAUAUUCUGUGUCAUUAUAUACGAUAUUUAAGAUUUGAUUCAAUGUUUAACCACCCAUGCCUUAUUAUUCAAGUACCCAACUGCGCAAGCAAGUACUAAGAUGAAUCCGAAUAUUCGUAUACUCAACUAGCCACGCCCACCCUGACUCCUUUCCAUCAUGGCUCAGACCAGUUUGCUGCAGGGGAAGCGCUUCUAUUGCCGGGAAUGGGUCUUCCACAAGAUCCAGCACUGCCUUCAGGAGAAGACCAACAACCUCACGGCUGGAACCUCCGGCACGCCGAGCAGCACCGGUGGACCUCCAAACCCAGGGGGUGGAGCUUCAUCCGGCACGGGAAAGUCAGGUUCCUGGGGGGUUCUUCUGGUCGGAGGUCCGGGAAGUGGUAAAACGGCGCUCUGCACCGAGUUCCUCUGGCCCACCGCCCCUCAGGGCGCCCACCGCGGCCUCCACCAGCUCUGCCUGGCCUUCCACUUCUGCCGGGCAGAGGACGCCGACACCGUGUGCCUGAGUGGCUUCGUUCGGGGGCUGGUGGCUCAGAUCCGAGCUGGGGGUCUCGUCCCUCAGUACGAGGAGAAGAUCCGAGACCCUGCCGUCCAGAGCGCCCUGCAGCCCGGAGAGUGCGAGAGGAACCCCAGUGAAGCCUUCAAAAGGUGUGUGCUGUUGCCGUUGCUGAGCUGUAAGCCCCCCCCUCAGGCCCUGUUCCUGCUGGUGGACUCUGUGGAUGAAGGCGUGAAGGCGGCGGAGGGCGAGUCCAGGUCCAGCGCCUCCAGCCCCCGCAGCAUCGGAGAACUGCUGGCCGCCCACCACGAGCUCCUCCCCCCCUGGCUCCUCCUCAUCUGCUCCGGACGACGGCAGAACAAGAACAUCACCAAGCUCUUCACAGGUUUCCGCAAGAUCAGUCUGGAUGACCUGCGCAAGGCGUACAUCGUUAAGGAUGUUCAGCAGUACAUCCUCCACAGGCUGGACCAGGAGGAGGCGCUACGGCAGCACCUCACCAAGGAGACGGCGGAAAUGCUCAACCAGCUUCAUAUCAAGAGCAGCGGCUGCUUCUUGUACCUGGAGCGCGUCCUCGACGGCGUGGUGGAGAAUUUCAUCAUGCUCCGCGAGAUCCGCGACAUCCCGGGAACGCUGAACGGACUCUACCUGUGGCUCUGCCAAAGACUUUUUGUCAGGAAGCAAUUUGCCAAAGUGCAGCCCAUACUGAACGUAAUUCUGGCUGCUUGCAGGCCUCUGACCGUGAAGGAGCUGUACCACGCUGUGUGGACUAAAAACAUGACCCUGACCAUGGAGGAGUUCCAGAAAAAGAUGGACAUUCUCACAAAAUUGCUUGUGGAUGGACUCGGAGGCACUAAGAUCCUCUUUCACUACAGCUUCGCCGAGUGGCUUCUGGACGUCAAGCACUGCACUCAGAAAUACCUGUGCAACGCUGCCGAGGGUCACCGCAUGAUGGCCAUGAGCUACACCUGCAGAGCCAAGCAGCUGAAACCUCUGGAGGUGCAGGAGUUUGCUGUUCACCUCAUCAACUCCAACCUCCAGAUUGAACCCUUUAACCUGGCCCUGUGGAUGGUAUGGAACGGCACGCCUGCGAAAGAUUCGCUUUCUACAUCCAUCCCCAAAGAGCAGGAGGUGUUGCAGCUGCUGGUCAAAGCUGGAGCCCACAUCAACAAUGAGGAUGACCACGCUUCGUGCAUCGUGCAGCAGGCACUGGAACGUGAGGACUCCAUUCGGACCCUGCUUGACAAUGGAGCCUCGGUCAACCAAAGUGAUUCCAGUGGACGGACCCUGCUGGGUAACGCUGCAUACAGUGGCAACCUAGAUGUGGUGAAUCUGCUCAUUUCGAGGGGUGCCAACAUGGAGCUACAGGAUAACCACGGACAGACACCCCUCACUCUUGCUGCCAGGCAAGGUCACACCAAAGUUGUCAACUGCCUGAUUGGUUGCGAUUCCAAUAUUAACCACACGGAUCACGACGGAUGGACUGCCUUACGGUCUGCUGCCUGGGGUGGUCACUCUGAGGUGGUCUCUGCACUCCUCUAUGCAGGUGCCAAGGUUGACUGUGCAGAUGCAGACAGCAGAACUGCGCUCAGGGCUGCCGCAUGGGGAGGUCAUGAGGAUAUUGUCCUCAAUCUCCUCCAGCAUGGCGCAGAGGUCAACAAGGCUGACAAUGAAGGAAGGACUGCACUCAUCGCUGCAGCGUAUAUGGGGCACAGAGAGAUCGUUGAGCACCUGCUGGACCACGGCGCUGAGGUAAACCACGAGGACGUCGAUGGACGGACAGCACUUUCCGUCGCAGCUCUUUGUGUGCCAGCUAGUAAAGGUCACGCUUCAGUGGUCAGCCUCCUUAUUGAUCGCGGAGCAGAAGUGGACCACUGCGAUAAAGACUGCAUGACCCCUCUUCUGGUCGCUGCCUACGAAGGUCACGUGGAUGUAGUAGACUUGCUUCUAGAAGGGGGAGCAGAUGUUGACCACACUGACAACAAUGGAAGAACUCCCCUUCUUGCGGCCGCAUCGAUGGGACACGCUUCUGUGGUCAACACGCUGCUGUUCUGGGGUGCCGCCGUAGACAGCAUUGAUAGCGAAGGAAGGACAGUGCUUAGCAUUGCAUCUGCUCAAGGGAAUGUGGAAGUGGUCCGAACUCUGCUGGACAGAGGUCUGGACGAGAACCACAGAGACGACGCAGGCUGGACACCCUUGCACAUGGCAGCGUUUGAGGGACAUAGACAAGUGUGUGAUGCCCUGCUUGAACAAGGUGCACGAUGCUCAGAGGUGGACAAUGAUGGACGAAUACCCUUGAUUCUGGCAGCUCAGGAGGGACAUUAUGACUGCGUACACAUCCUCCUUGAGAAUAAGUCCUGCAUCGAUCAGAGAGGGUAUGAUGGGAGGAACUCUCUUAGGGUGGCGGCUCUGGAGGGACACAGGGAUAUUGUUGAACUUUUGCUGAGCCACGGAGCCGACAUAGACUAUAAUGAUGCAGAUGGCCGCCCAACAUUAUACAUACUGGCUCUUGAGAAUCAGCUCGCCAUGGCAGAGUACUUCUUGGAGAAUGGUGCAAACGUGGAGACGAGUGAUACAGAGGGAAGAACAGCGCUCCACGUAUCGUGCUGGCAAGGCCAUGUGGAAAUGGUGAGGUUGCUGAUCAGCUACCAUGCGGAUGUAAACUCUUGCGAUAAUGAAAAACGAUCUGCACUUCAGUCUGCUGCAUGGCAAGGGCACUCGAAAGUCGUCCAGUUUUUGAUCGACAGCGGCACUCACGUCGACCACACGUGCAAUCAAGGUGCAACCGCACUUGGCAUUGCUGCUCAGGAGGGGCACAUCGAUGUAGUCCGGAUACUGCUGGAACACGGUGCAGAUCCAAACCACGCAGACCAGUUUGGCCGCACAGCAAUGAGAGUCGCUGCAAAAGGAGGACACUCGGGUAUCAUCAAACUGUUGGAGAAAUAUGGUGCCUCGAGUCUCAACGGCUGCAAUCCCUCACCGAUACACACCAUGGAACAGAAAACUCCACUGGCAGUCACAGGAAAGAUGCAGUCGCUCACUAUCAAAUCCAGCAGUUCUGGGAGCACAGGAGCUGGAGACAUCCAGUCAGGAGGUCGGGGAUUAUCAAACGGACCUAUUCACGCUUUCAGUUCCCCUUCUGAGUCCCCAGAUUCUACUGUGGACAGACAGAAAUCCUCCCUUUCCAACAACUCCCUCAAAAGCUCAAAGAACUCUUCUCUAAGAACCACUUCGUCCACCUCGACGGCCCAGACAGUACCCAUAGACAGUUUCCACGGGCUCAGCUUCACCGAGCAGAUCCAGCAGCACUCGCUGCCUCGCAGUCGCAGCAGGCAGUCUAUAGUAUCCCCUUCUUCAACCACCAAGUCUAUUGGCCCACAGCCUGGAUCUCCAACCGGUGACUUCGACUGGAGUCAGGUGAAGCCAGGACUGAAGUCCUCAAAAGGGGGAAAGAGUGGAAAUGGCACGAACAACUGCUCAAAAAAGGAAGGGUCUGGAGACAAGAAGAAAUCGAAGAACAGCAGCAUCGCCCUUCCGCAGGGUCAGGUCCUGGAAUACGAGAUGACUCAGUUUGAUAAGCGUAUCACUUUCAACAAGCCAGUGUCCAACAUCUCUGUGAAGGACCCUCACUGUAAAAUCGUGGUGGGUGGUCCGAACCCUCUGGAUCAUCCGUCCGUGCAAUCGCAGGAGCCGUACUACAUCCAGCAGCUGAGCUCCAGCGCUGAGAAGAAGCGGAACGGGAUCAUGACCAACCCCAACUACCACCUGCAGGGAAAUCAAGUCUUUCUAGGGAGGGUCUCGGUCCCCAGGACUGUGCACAACAGGGGACAUCAGGAAGUUCUCGACAACUACCCGAUAGGGGAGACGGAAUUAAGCCUUAAACAAGCUCUGAAGCUGCAGAUUGAAGGAUCGGACCCCGGGUUUAACUACAAGAAAGAGACGCCGCUAUAACUGGCAUCUUGAACCGAAGCCAUCGUCCUGACGUUACGGAGAACGUGCCAAAGCAACUCUAUUCAUCCGCAGAAAGAGAUCUGGGGUCGCAUGUAUGACGUUGCUCAGAGCAAUAGUGCUUGAUCUAGGAUCAGGUUUGAAGUAUUCUGUUUCCCACCACGGUUCAGUGUAAGGUAAAUUCAGUUACGCCUCCAGAGAGGGACUGAUUGUAGACCGGCACGCACAUUCUGGACAUUAUCCACACAUACAUACAUACAUACAUACAUACAUACAUACGCUCCCAGACGUCAUCACCCGCCGCUGCUGUGGAACGCCGCAGAGAAAAGCAGAAACCAACGAGGGAGGACUGAAUCUGAUCCCCCGAGGGAAGAAUGUUGAUUGCAGCAGAACUGAGGCUAUUAAGGCUAAAUAUAAUGAACUGAAUUUCUAUGUGCCUACCGAUGUUACAGCCUACUCGUACUAUUCAUGCAUCAUUUUAAUUUAAUGUAUUGAUAUUUAAUAUGCAGUGUAUGCACUUUUUAUUUGAAAUGAGAAAGAAAUCCAAAUCACUUAUGUUCACUUUUCUUUCAUUUAUCUUGAUUUCUGGUGCUUGUUCUGUUUUUAUUUUUUUCUUUGUUUGUAUUUCGUUUUUUAAUCAAAGUACUUUAAAGUUUGUAAGUGUUUAUGUCUGUUUCACAGUCUAUGUUUUACGUCAUUUUUACGUCAUUUUUUUCUGCCUGUAUAAAAAGUGCAACAGAAGCACAGCAGCGUUCCCACCCCGUGUGUCGUCCUCUGGAACACCUCCAAAAAAUCCUAAAUCCAACCCGUCUCUCUCCUGAGUCUCGUUCAGAAUAGUAGUUCAAAAUCCUGAAUUAAACAGCAUCAUAUUAAAUAUAGCAGCCGCAGAUUAUUCAGAUUACUCAGAUUCAGUGUAAUCAACCAUAUUUAUUUUGAAAAGGAAAAAACAAAUUUCAGUUAUGAUACGUAUGUAAGUGUGUAUAUAUAUAUAUAUAUAUAUAUAUAUAUAUAUAUAUAUAUAAAUAAUGGUUGCUAUCAUACAACAAUCUUGUAUUUCCAAAUAAAUAUAUAUUAGUAAUAACAUUCAGUGGAAGUCAAUCUAUGUAAAUAGAUUUGAUCAUUUUAAGUCAUUUUAGAGCAUUUUAUUGGUCUAGUUAUCAUUAAAUUCUUUUUUUUUUUUUUUGCAUGACAGUCAUUUUGACUGCAAAAAUCUUAAUUUUUGUCGUUUUUGACUUUUUGUCAUACUUUAAAUCUGGGAGAUGUUCUUUAACUAAUAUCAGAAUUUCAUGAUCAGUGGACCAAUAGAAAUGUUCCAAAAUGGCUCUGAAUAAAAUCUGAUUACAUUGACUUCCAUUUAAAAUUAAUUAAUUUUUUCUGUAAAGUUGCUAUUUUCGAAAUACAAGUUAUUGACUGAAAGUGACGAUUUUCUAUAUAUGUAUAUGUAUAUAUAUUAAAGUUAUGUUUUGCUAUAUCAUGGUGCUGUGUGCAGCUUUGGCCUGCAGUUUUAAUUCUGUUUCACCUUUAUUGCCUACAGCGUUGUAUGACAGUCUUACUUACGUUAAAAUACUUACGUUAAAUUCAUACUGUGUGUAUUGUAGUAUUAUUAUUAUUGGUGCCCUGAGGGCGGGGCUUACCUGACCCCACCUCACUUUUUUAUUUAGUCCCUGUGGGACCCUUUCAUUUGUUGUAAAGCCAUUUAUAUUUUCGUGUUGAGUUUUUUGUUUGUUUGUUUGUUUUUUGCAGACGUAUUUAAACAUCAGGAGGUUUAUAUUGUAAAGGAAGAUGGUGCUAAAUGCAAAAUUAACGUUUAUAUUGAGUUAAAGUGCAUUUCUAAAUAACUCUGACUCAGACUGGCGUCGACUGUGGGUCAGUUUCUCAGGAUACGUAUUAAAUGUAAUCUUAACUGGAUUAAAUUCACAGUGGGAAUUAUAAUCCCCGUCUCAGUUUGAGAUGAAGCUUAAUCUGUGCUGAGAACCCGAACCCUGUGCAUCAGUGUAGUGUAGGAUUACAGAUCAGCAAUACAAAACAAUAAAUAUAUAAAUAAAUAAAUAAAGUGAUAUUCCUCAUUAUGAGACUGCUAUAACAAUAUUACUAAGUAAGUAAAAAAAAAUAAGCAAUUUAAGUUCAUAAGAAAAUCCCUAAAUCAUAAAACAUCUCUAAUGGUUUAAUGACUUUCUAAUAUUCUCGCAAUAUUCCCAUAGCAGUCUCUUAAUGAGAAAUAUUAUAUACAACUCUGUAAAACAAUAAGAGAGCACUUAAAAAUUACAAGUUUCUCUGAUUUUACCAAAUUGAAAACCUCUGGAAUAUAAUCAAGAGGAAGAUGGAUGAUCACAAACCAUCAAACCACCAAACUGAACUGCUUGAAUUUUUACACCAGGAGUAAAGCAGCAUAAAGUUAUCCAAAAGCAGUGUGUAAGACUGGUGGAGGAGAACAUGAUGCCAAGAUGCAUGAAAUUAAAACUGUGAUUAAAAACCAACCAGGGUUAUUCCACCAAAUAUUGAUUAUUUCUGAACUCUUAAAACUUUAUGAAUAUGAAGUUUUGAACUUGUUUUCUUUGCAUUAUUUGAGAAUAUUUUUAUUUGUAAUUUGGGAGAAAUGUUGUCUGUAGUUUAUAGAAUAAAACAACAAUGUUCAUUUUACUCAAACAUAAACCUAUAAAUAGUAAAAUCAGAGAAACUGAUUCAGAAACUGAAGAAGUGCUCUCUUCAUUUUUUUCAGAGCUGUAAUAAUAAUAAGUGUUUAUGUCCACGUCUGAGACACGUCCCCCUGUUACAGUGUCCUGUUCUGUAGUGGAGCAGAGCGAGGGAUGGAUGGAGGGGUGGAUGGAGGGGUGGAGGAGGGGUUGUAGACAUCUGUUCCCGAUGAGUCGAGUGUGUUUAGCGAUCCAUCCUCCAAACUGCUGGCAGUGAAAAGACGAGGAGAAGAAAGGAUGGGCCUCACAAAGAGAGAAACACACACAGCUUACAGAGAGAAAAGAGAGAGAGAGAAAAGAAGGAGAGAGAGAGAGAGGAUGAAUGAGGGACAGUAUUCGGAAAAGUCAAGCCAUCUGUUCACCUGUUACGUUUCUUUUUGUUUUGUUUUUUUUGGUUGCCACUCUGCAUGUCUGUCUGUCCGUCUGUCUGUCUGUCCGUCUGUCUGUCUGUCUGUCUGUCUGUCUGUCUGUCUGUCUGUCUGUCUGUCGUACCUACGCCUUGGGAUUGAUGGAGAGAAGUUUGCGAGAGGUUUGAUUGUAAAUAGCUUACCCUGUACAUUUAAACCUCACAUUUUUACACUUUUAUGUUUCUGUUUUCUUGUUUUUCUUGUAUGAUAUUAAAGCAGUUUUUCUUUUCAUUUGUUUUCUGACGUAUAUUAAAGUGCUUAAUAAACAUAUUUGCUUUACUGCAGAAAUAAA
Molecule: messenger RNA, 8999 nt
Organism: Astyanax mexicanus (Mexican tetra)
Lineage: Eukaryota; Metazoa; Chordata; Actinopteri; Characiformes; Acestrorhamphidae
Gene: ankrd50
Product: ankyrin repeat domain 50
Exons: 5
Coding region: 1324-5610 (1428 amino acids)
Molecular function (GO): protein binding
Source: RefSeq, a predicted model, not a curated record